AUGGGCGACGCCUUUGGGCAGCAGUGCCUCCUGCUAGCCUGGGCUCACAUCGAAGCGGCUGCGUGCGAAGAGGGCGCUGCUGGCAACCUCUGCUGGGAGCGGAAUGAGAUCACCCAUGCCAUGGAAAAGGCUGGCUUCUCCUUCGAGCAGUUCUCCAGGAAGCCUGACCAUUUUCCUUGCUUCUGCCAGGAGUACGCAGAACUGAGGAGCUCCAAUCCUACAGCCAUGGAUGUCGACACAGUGGAUGCUUUGACGUUUGUUCGCCUUCUGGCGCUCCUGCGGGAGAAGUUCUACGAGUCCGGGACGGGAGCAGGCGCAGACGCUCUGGAAGCCAUGGGAUUGAACAUCCGUGAAGCCGUUCGCUGCGUUGAGGUGGAGACGGGCAUCCACUUGGGACGGGCGAAGAGCGUCAACCGCUUGAGGAACGCCUUCCGACACCAAACUGCCAGAAGGCAUGCUUUGGCGCCCAAGCGGGCCAACCAGAUCGCCAAGACCAUCAACGACGCGUCGCCAUGUACGGUGGAGGAGUUUCUGACGUUGGCCUCAGAGCUGUCAGGCGUAUCCCUCACGCGCGAAGAGCUGCUUGAGGAUUAUGCGGUGGCUAGGACCGGGAGUAGGCCCUGA
Molecule: messenger RNA, 624 nt
Organism: Symbiodinium natans
Lineage: Eukaryota; Dinophyceae; Suessiales; Symbiodiniaceae
Source: the annotation of a GenBank genome assembly